CUUCACCGAUUGGGACGUAUCGCAUAUGUGGCAAAGCGCAAGCCGCUGCUCUCUCCAGCGGUACCACUCGCUCGUCCCUACUGGUUACGGUUGACGAGUAAUCACGAAUGGCGCGCGGUCAUUUUCACAGAUGAAGUGCAGGUGGUGUCUGGCAACAAGGGACCUCUCUGGGUGCGCUGUCUGGCCUCUGAGCGCUACCAGAAUGAUGCCCUGGCUCCCAGGUUCCGCAAAGAACAUGGCUUCCAUGUUUGGGCGGGUACCUGGCAUGGUGGGAGGACGCCACUCAUCAAAUUGGACCUCGCAAAGAGUGGGGGCAAAAGAGCAGGAUUCACCUCUGAACUCUACAUCCAACAAAUCAUCAACCCGGUCCUCAAACCUGCUUAUCAACGUCUGCGCAACCGCUGGAGGGGCUACUGUGAGCCUGUCAUCAUCCAAGACAACUCUAGAGUGCAU
Molecule: messenger RNA, 453 nt
Organism: Cutaneotrichosporon oleaginosum
Lineage: Eukaryota; Fungi; Basidiomycota; Tremellomycetes; Trichosporonales; Trichosporonaceae
Source: RefSeq, a predicted model, not a curated record